Messenger RNA from Lecanosticta acicola, 617 nucleotides. NCBI's taxonomy places the organism in Eukaryota, Fungi, Ascomycota, Dothideomycetes, Mycosphaerellales, Mycosphaerellaceae. The record is from the annotation of a GenBank genome assembly.
AUGAGCACAAACACACCCCUCGACGACCACCAGCAGAUGCACGCCGCCUUGGCCUGGUCGCUGACCAUCGCCUGGUGGACCGUCUACCCCGUGGGAAUCAUCCUCUGGCACCUCGCAUGGACCGUCGUGUUCCUCUUCAAGCUGCUCUACUGGCCCGUGGCCUUCCUGCUGCAGCCCGUCUUCUAUCUCGGGCGCUUCAUGGUCGCAUGUCUGGCCUUGCCGUACACCUUGGCAGUCCGGCUUGAGGUGCGCGGUAUCUUGAACGAGUCACUGAUAACAAUACUGACGUGUAGCAGACGAUCUAUAUUUAUCUUGGCAUCGCGGCCAUCGUCGGCGUCCUGGGAGGCCUUACUGGCCGCGGAGUCUACAGCAUUUUGCGGAAGCUGCUUUCUUUGGAUAAGAAACCGGUAGCGACACCACGCCGCAGUGUGAAGCAAUAUCGCGAGGAGAAACGCCAAAAGAAGCUCCGGGACGAGCCUCUGCUUGCUAGUAGCCAAACGGCACGCCCGCUCUCGCCAGGCUCCGUGAGCAUGUCUGAUAACGGCGCCCGGAGAAGCAGACCACAGAGGGGACUCCUCAAUCAAAUCAUUCACGAAGAGGACGACUCUGAAUUCUGA